Molecule: messenger RNA, 1282 nt
Organism: Solea solea (common sole)
Lineage: Eukaryota; Metazoa; Chordata; Actinopteri; Pleuronectiformes; Soleidae
Gene: foxl3
Product: forkhead box L3
Exons: 3
Coding region: 314-1066 (250 amino acids)
Biological process (GO): anatomical structure morphogenesis; cell differentiation; regulation of transcription by RNA polymerase II
Molecular function (GO): DNA-binding transcription factor activity, RNA polymerase II-specific; RNA polymerase II cis-regulatory region sequence-specific DNA binding
Source: RefSeq, a predicted model, not a curated record
GGCAAAAAUGACCAUGAGAGCAGAAGCUCUGGUUUGAGGUCCUCAGGGAGGGAUGAGGUCCUCACUACUGAGGUCGUUCCUCGAGAGCAGGGGGAGGGGCAGCCUUCAUCAGUGAGUGUCAGCUGGCUGAGCAGAGCAUGGUGGCAAAGCAGAGCAGCAGGACAGAGAGUUUCUGCUGCUGCUGCUGCUGGACAAGGACCAGGACUAAGACCGGGACCAGGACUAGGAUCAGGACUAGGAUCAGGACUAGGAUCAGGACCAGGAGCUUCCCACUCAUCUUCACACGACGUGUGACUCCUGUGACAGUGUAGAUAUGUUUGAUAACACUCAUUAUCCCUUCAACUGCUUCAACUACGAUGGAGACGGAUAUCCUUCGUCCAGCACCGACGAAGAGAAGAAAAUGUGCAGACCUGCGUACAGCUACAUCGCUCUGAUCGCCAUGGCGAUCCAGCAGAGCCCGGAGCAGCGGGUCACUCUGUCGGGCAUCUACGAGUUCAUCAUGAAGAGAUUUCCUUACUAUCGCUCCAACCAGAGAGCGUGGCAGAACUCCAUCAGACAUAACCUGUCACUGAACAGCUGCUUCAUCAAAGUUCCUCGGACUGAGGGCAAUGAAAAGGGAAAAGGAAACUUUUGGACUUUUGCCACCGGCUGUGAAUCCAUGCUCGACCUGUUUGAAAACGGCAACUUCCGCCGCCGCCGUCGCAGGAGGAACAUGAAAAUCGGCCUCCGUGACCCUGGAGAAACGCCCUUCCACCCUCUGGAGAGCCACACCAAUCGGCACGCACCUGCCGCCCGCCACGCUGCAGAACCUGACUCCGCCCUCUGCCCUCUUAACCCAGAAAGGCCAAGGCCGGGUCCACAACAGAACCACCUCAACCCGAACCCCGGGCAGCAGGGGAAACCGGAGUCGGAGAUCAAGUUUAGCAUUGACUACAUCCUCUCCACUCCAGAUCCGCCCCUGUCUGGGUUCAGAUCGUCCCACGCUCCGGUGCACAUGGGACCUACGGCGCCACCUAUACACGUCCUGGAGUCCCCGCACCUGAACCUGCACUUCUGGACUCUGUGAGGAAAGGAGAGUCCAAAACUGUCCAAAAACUGGGGAGAGGAUGUCCAAAGACAAAAAUACUUUAAAAUAUCAACGAAGAACAAACUAGAGUAUUGUGCGACUGAUGCGAGGUGCAGCUCACAGUCGAGUCUCGUCUUCAUGUUGUCAUUCUGCUGUGUGUGUGCAGUGUCUGCAGUGCUGACAUAGACUAGACCUUAACUCUAAAUAUGUGACAAC